AAACUGCCUCGUAAGAAAUAGUACCUGCAUGGAGGCAAGCUGGCUUCAGUCCACAUGGACUCCUUCUGCUCCAAGCAGUCUUGAUGUCUCUUCUGAUGUUUUCCGUCAGCUGGAUGGAAAACUGCUCCCUGUGCUUCGGAUAGAAUGGAAAGUGGCCACUGAUGCUAGCAUCCGGUACCUCCGAGGGGCAGAGCUGGCUGUGAUGCAGGUGAACAGCAAUCGACAGGUCUGCGCCCGGUUUGACUUUCAGAACAACUUGACGCUUCAGGUCCGACCAGAUGGAGGCCGGUGGAAUUUCACUUUUGACCGUUUUGAAGUGGAACCCGGCCAGACUUACCAAGUGACUGUCUACCACCUGCCCAAACUGGAUGUAGACGGAGACUACAAUUGCAAGUCCAUGUCUGUCACAAUGCCUGACUGCAAGGACUCUCUGAUGAAAAGAACCAUCCCAUGUAUAAAGACAGGCAGCUUGUGGGAGCCCAGGAUCCAAGGUAAAGUUAUAGAUGAUACAAUUCUGCUCGUGAGCUUUAAUCCAUGGAUGGAGUCAACCCGAUACCAAAUUCAUGUGGCCAGUUUCCUGAAUGAGAAGAAGUGUAAAAUGAUCACACGUGAUUUCACUGAGGGUGGAUUGCAACAGCAAGUGAAUGUCACAAUCAAAAUAGAGAAGAACAUAAGAGCUUGCUGCAACUACAAAAUACAGAUUCAGCCAUUCUUUGUGAACUGUGGCACAGACUGUCUGAGACAUUCUGCUUUCAUCCCAUGUUCGUCAGCUCCAAGUACAGACCCAUCAGGUGAUAUGAUUAUAUGGCUCUACUGGUGUAUCACUGGGAUCUGUGUGUUACUGGUGGGAUCAGUCAUAGCAGGUGUGAUUUGGAUGACCAAAAAACGAGCAGGACGCUGGAGAGGGAAAUGCGACCACAAUGAUUUGCAGACCGCAGCACCAUAUACCGACCUUCCUCUGCCACCCUUGAAGCCCCGAAAGGUUUGGAUUGUGUACUCUGCUGAUCACCUGCUGUACGUGGAUGUGGUGCUGAAGUUUGCUGAGUUUCUGAUGACCGUCUGUGGCACUGCUGUAGCCUUAGAUCUGCUAGAAGAUCAUCAGAUCUCAGAGUUAGGGCCAUUGCCUUGGCUUACUCGGCAGAAGAAGGAAAUGGAAGACCUGUCUUCAAAGAUCAUCAUCUUAUGUUCACGGGGCACCCAGGCCAAAUGGCAGGCCAUGCUUGGGAGUGAGCCUGUGUGUCUCAAGCAAGAUCAGCAAAAGCCAAUGGGUGACCUGUUCACCCCAGCCUUGAAUUUGAUUCUGCCAGAUUUCAAGAAGCCAGCCUGUUUUGGAAUGUAUAUAGUCUGCUAUUUUGAGGGGAUAAGUAGUGAGAAAGAUAUACCUGAUCUGUUCAAUGUCACAUCCAGGUACCAACUAAUGGAUAAAUUUGAGGAUAUUUAUUUUCGGAUUCAGGACUUGGAGAAGUUUGAACCUGGGCGCAUCCAUCGAAUCCAGGAAAUCACAGCUGAAAAUUACAUCGAUACCCCUAGUGGGAGGAAGUUGAAAGAGGCAAUACAAAAGUUCAAGAACUGGCAGACAGAGCACCCAGACUGGUUUGAGAGUGAAACUGUCUGCUUGGAUAAUGAUGAGGAGUUGCAGUCCCUAAACAGAGAGCGCCAGGUGGAUUCAUUAAGUGAAUCGGGUGGAAUUGUGAAACACCAGCUGCACCUAUGGGAGCCUGACCCUGACUGCUGUUAUGUCAUCAACCUCCACAUGCAUGAAGGUGAAAGCAGAGGCUGUAAACUGCAACCUCGACUUAAUCCAUGUGGGGAUCCGACUUCUCAGACUAUGGUACUUCCUAUGGAUGAGGCUCCUCUAGUUCAGGUAGUAGAGCCAGUCUCUUCCACGGAAGAUGGAAAUAUACUUGGUCAUCAUGUGCUGAGUAAUGAAGACUUUAUGGAAGGAGUUCCUUUUCUGGAGACAAGCUUUCCAAUGAGGAAUAGCAUCAUCCUCCACAAUGACUCUGAAGUUUCAGCUAUAGAUGACCAGAGUCCUGCAAAUCUCUCAGGUGAACUGAGACACCAUCUGAAUGGGCUCAUGUACUCUCUUUACCAGCAGAGUGUAAUUCCUUCAGAGCCAUCUCUCUGCCAAGAGGAGGCUGACAAGCAAAACCAGUUGGUCUUUGAUGACCAAUGCAAAGACCAAAGACAGUCAGUGCAGUCAGACCAGGGCUACAUCUCUAGAUGUUCUCCUCUGCCUCAUGAUGACCUUGUGGAGGAGGAGGAGGAAGAGGAGGAGGAGAGUCAGGAAAAACAGAUGGUCUUCCAUGAACUCUCUCCAGAGGUCUUGAACAGUCUAAAGAGUCUUCAGCAGCAGCUGUUUUUCCAGGACAUUCAACGGAGCUCUGACUGGGGGUAUCAAGCUGAGGUGAUGGACACUGGCCAAGCUUUGGAGGACUGCUAGACUCUAUCUGGGACCUGCUCCAUUUGAAAUACAGGGAUGGAAGGUGGUACCAUGUGCAGUGCUGAAACUGCAUCUCCAACACCAUCCUUGUAUUAUCAGUGACUUACUGGUGGGAUCGUCCCGUCUGCUAGGAGGCAGGAUUGCCCACCAAACUGGUAACGUUGCUUCCAACUGCAACUCUAUGUGGAGAGAAGCAAUGAAUAUUAGCCACCACUGUGAAAGAACAGGCAAUAGUUGUGUUCCUUGGGGAAACGUAUGACAUUGAGUCCUCACUGAUGGAUGGCAAAAAAGUUGUGGCUCGUCCACUUGUGCCUUCAAAAUGCCCUCCAGCUGUACUGGUUCUACUGCACUGGAUAGAAGUCAUGGCCAGGGUUUGGAAAAUAAAUUUAGAUAACAUGACAAAAUUUGCAUUGCCAUUUUAAUACACACUUUUAAUUUUUUGUUGUAAAUACUGUGUUAAAGAUGUGCCUUAAACUUCAGCUAGGAUAGGGCUGUCUAUUUGUUUUUUCUUUUGCCACUCAUUCAUUCAUUUGCAACUUCAUUUCCAUGGCCAUUCAGUAACUGAGUGGGAUAAAAUUGUACAUGAGGAGUCUUCAUAUCUCUCCCUACUGGGAGAUAUGUGCUUGAAAGCCAACAGGAGGAAGGAGGGAAGAGGAAUAAUGGACUUACUAUACAAUUAUAAGAAGGAUCUAGGGCUGAAUACAGAAUUAACUGAAUCAGGGGAAUCUGGUGUAUUCUGUAAUGCACUGCUGCAGUGCUGUUUGCUUUUGGACAUCUUAGCACCAGGAAGACUUGAACUGAAGGUGUAGGUAGUGACAAGCAAUUAAGGACAUGGAAGACUGUUUUGGAGGAGAAAAAAACUGUAGCUUCAGCAGAUGCUGUUUUAGAUUAGAAAUUGUAACAGAGUUAGAGGAGGCUGAGCUAAAAUGUGUGUAAAACUUAUGUGGAUAUAAACUCAAGCACAUGUAGUUCAGAUUAACCAUUGUGAAAAAUAGAUUAAGGAGUUCAGUUCAUCUUCUGGGAGCAGUGAUGGUAUCAAUUCCAGUGUUUGUUAAAAAGUGGGCUUGAUGCCUGUGAUUGAUUGCAUGUUGGCCCAUUUAGUACUGACCAGGUGGCAGACUAGAUGAGGCUGGUGUUUAUGCUGUUUGUUGUCACAAUUUCUGCAGUCUGGCCCACUGGAUAACAGCUUGACAUGUAAAUACAUCCAGGCCUUUACCUUCUCUCUCUCUUUUGUGUUCAGACAAGCUUGUCAUCUUCCUCUCAAAUUUACUCAUCAAAAAAAUCUUAAGAAUUUUAUUUCAGCUUUUUAAAAAUCUGAUAUCUCAGAAGUUAAUUGUUCUUUUGACUUGCAACCAAUAUUGUGUUAUGUUUAUAAUUGUAUUUGUUGUUUUAUUCCUUAUGUGUUUUAUUCCUUAAAUUAAAAAACAAUAAUACUUUUGGAUAUAUUUACUUCAACAUGUUUAUGGCCUCAAUUCUAACUCCUUAUGUUAGUAUUUCCUGUAGUAAUCUGAGGCAAAACUGAGAGCCAGAGCUAAACUGGCUGACAACUGCCACAAUGUUCCUGCAAAGUGGUGCGGCUGUAUCCAGUUGAGCUGGAUACAGCUGAUGGCCUUUGGGUGGGAAGUGUGUGGUCCCUCUAAAUGGGUGUUAAAAGAUGGGAAAUGUUUGUAACUUUUGUGCAAGGCUGCUCAGUGAGGCAGGACAGUUAAGACAGCUUGCUUUCUCUGCUGCCAGAUGCCUAGAGACUAACAAAGGGACAGUCCCUGCACAGAUCCAGACUUAAGGCUGUGUGCCACCUUUGUUUCCUGUCUGUACAGGACCCACCCCAACAGGUCCUCCAACCCAGCAGCUUCAAUCUCAACGCUUUUCCAGUGAGAACCCAUUUCUCAGAUUAUGUGAAUGUCAUCUUGAUGAUCCCAUUUCUUAAAUUUUCUUUUAUUUUACAGCAAUUAACAUGUAAAUCUGAUUUUUUUUCUCCCUAUGAGCCUUUUUCAAGUGGUAUGAAUUCCCAGAAAUCAUUUAAAUCGGAAGCUCAGAAGUGUCAUCUGGAUUUUCUUGCAUUAGUCAUUCCCUUAUCAUAAACUCCCUUGGUGUUACAGCUUUUAGAAUUUGCUUUCAUUUGCAAGAAGUUUGUUUGAGGGGAAAAAUCUAGACACUUUUAGUAAUCCAACAUGAGGAAAUCCAGUAACUUUAAUGCAUCUGCUGGUCCCUGAAUGCAAAAUAGAAUAGCCCGGCAAGACUCAAAGGAGGGAAAAAAAUAGCAAAAUUGGUCACAAGUUUCUAAUUUUAUUUUAACAAUCUUGCUUUUUAAAAAAUACAAGUUCUGAUUAAUGCCAGGGGGAUGCCAAGUGUCAAUUGGCCACAGGCCCUGUCUCUCACUUCAGUUUCCCCUCCUGGGAGUAGUCAUUUUGUCAGGAUAGCAGAGAGCAAUAAAAUGCUGAAUAGCUGAGUUGUGUUACAAGGCUUGUAACAGAAUCCCAAGGGAUGUAUGUCUUAAUAUGGCAUGAGUUCGUUUAGCAAAGUGUUAUUGACCUGGACCAGUAUUUUAAUGCUGGCAGAAUAUACAACAGGUGUGCAAGGUGCGUUGGGUGAGGUAUUGUUUGCACUUUAAUGGUACCACUAUCUCUCUUCUGCAAAUGGAUCUAUUCUGUGGCAGAAGGGUUUAAAUGGAAGCGAGAGCUCAAUUACCAAAGAAGGGAAUUCAAAAGGAGGAGCAGGCUUAUAAACAAGAAUUUGAGGAGCUUUAAAUCUUUCUCUGUAGGAAGUAAUUGAAGUAGCAGGAGAGCUGUCUUUUUAGUUGCAAGGGGGCUUCUGGACAGCCAGCUACUCUGAGAGCUUUACGCUCUCCAAACAGCACAUUUACUAACAACCUAGAAACCGUGGCAAUACAAAGAGCCACUUUUUCUACAAAGCAAUUCUAUGCAACAGAAGCAUCAUUUUGCAGGGUCAUCUGACCCAGGCAACCUCUGCAUCCAUGGACAAAUUUGAACUGUGAUUUCGCUGUCAGUGGUUUAAAUGUGCCAUGGCUAGAUGAAUUUAAAAUAUGCCAUUUUCUCAAUAAUGUCUUAAAUGGAAAAAGGCACUUGCUGCUGAAACAGCAACUUAUGUGCUUUGAAGGGGUACUGAAGUAAGACUUUUUAGUAAUUCUGCUGUGAUUCUAGUGUCUCAACUAUGCUUACAUUUCGGUGUAUAAGGGAUGUUUGUCUACAUGCUUUGGUGCUAUUGUGAACUUAGCUGUAGGAACAGCAAAACAUAGUUGGGGGUGAAUAGCUUUUCUUUCGCCUAGUUUUUGGCAAAGUUGUUUGUUGUUUUCUUUUUUCUUCAGCUGUUUGAUGAAAGCAUUGUGUACUCCUAGGUACAGGUAUCCUCUCAUUCUUUCUUGAAUAAUACUGUAGUUUGUUCUUUCUGAGCUUUUACUCUGUUUAAUGCUGGAAAAGGAAGGUGCAAGGAAAUAAAUAUUUAUACAAGCAUAAUAUACCUGAUCACACCUCCUUUGGCCAGGAACUUAGCAUCCCCUCAACACAUCUCACAUCACAUAGGAAAAGUUCACAGUACCAAGUUUUACAAUCACAGUCACUCACAGCACCAAGAUUGUCCAGACAAAAAGAAGUUACUGAAGAGAAAGGCCACUGGCCAAAAUUCACACAAUUGCCCACAUAAGGGCUCAGGUUAAAAAUAAAGCACUGGUGGGAAAGUUAAGCCUAGCCUUUGCUCACUCUCCAUUUGGCGUGGGGGAGAGCAGUGAGUCACCCAUCCUAGCUGCAGCUCUGAACAGAACAGUGCUAUUGCCCCAUCUUUUCUAGGGGCUUUUUUUUGGCCCCUUGAAACUCCUCAGCCACCUGAGAGCUGGGGGAGAAGAGCCUGAUGGCACCCCCUCUUCUGCCCUAGGGGAGCUGGAAGUUACCAGACUGUAAACAUUUUGUUGUAGCAGUCCACUGGAGCAGGCAGUUGAUUCCCACUCUGUGAAAAGGGAGGUGGGACAGUCUCAGUCCCACUGAAGCCUGAGCCCUGAAGGAGAGAAUGGAUGUGAGUGCAGAAGUCUGGGCUGUGCCUGCAGUCCUGCUGUUGGCUCUGGGUAACAGUUGGUUGUGCUUCAUUUCCCCUUCCCAUCAGGACAGCUUGAAAAAAGGCUCGGGACAGGAAACGCAUUUUCCCAGUGAAAGCAGCCUUGCCCAGAUAACAAAAUAUAAGCCUGGGAGGGGUAAAGUCCUUCCUCCAAACGUGGCCUCUAUGCUCCUGUUUCCAUUUGGCUGGUGUCAGGAGCAGCUGUAGCCAGGCAGAAGAGCAGGCCUUAACCCCCACCCAACAUUCAUGGAGCUUAAAACCAAAGAUAACUGUGUUUCUAUGAGAGGUUACCAACAAUAAACUUUUUCCCCACCUACCCUUAACCACAUGCACAUGGAGGACAGGAUGCUGGUCUGUGGGCUUUCAGCAAAGCUCAGAGCCCCUCUGCCUCGAGCACUUUGCUUUUCUGCAUUGAAAAGUGAGGUUCACUGAGCACAGGGCCCACCCUGAGCAGCACUGACAUCCUCUGCCCCACUGUUUGAGUGGGGGCAUUUUGCAGGCUUUGCCCCAUCUCUUCUCUCAAACAGAUGCGGAAGGGGGCCAGAGGAAAUCUUUCCAGCCUUUCUGGCCGAUGUAAAGGGAGAUCCUGUGCUCUGUGUAAAAGAAAACCAACACUGAUCCCAUAAACAUGCAUAUUCACAGAGAAUUGAGAGCCCCGGCACCUGGGUGCUGCCCUCUGAAGCAAGCAGUAGGCUGCUGUAAACCCUGUUCUCACCAGAAGUAAAUGUCUCGGUGGUAGUGAAAUGGGGACUAAGCCCCUGGAUUAUGUUUCUUUAGCAUGUGAAGUCAACGGAAGAUGCAAAAGGUUGAAGCACAGAGGUAGACAUUUUCAGCUUGGAGAAAGUGGCUCCUAGGCUUGAAAUGACCAGAUGGCUGGUGUGCUCCCAGAGGUUCCCCAGCUGGUAUGCAAAGGCCCUCUGCAGCUCUGCUGCUGGGAAACAGAGGUGGCAGCUCUGCAAGUCCUAGCGAAACCAAAGCGUGCUUCUUUUCGGCAGCCCACACCCCGAGGGCACAUCUCUGCUGGUCAGGCCACUCUCACAUCUCAGCGUCGUGGUCAGCAGGAGUUCUUCAAGGAGGGGACAAAAUCCGCUGGUCCCUGUUGUUCAGGAGGAAAAGAUAAAAACGAAAUCUUUAUGGUCACAAAGCAACGUGAUGUCCUGGCGGGGAGCGGGAGGGGAAGAGUGGGACCCUCCAAACAGCAUGGAGAGGCAGAAGCACUAGAAGAAGACUCGUCGUGAAGGGAGGGUGCGUUUUCCGGGGACAAGCAUCAGCCGUAGGCUCCUGCGGGUAGUCGGGUUUGCGCUGAGCUUCCGCUGCUGGAUUUGUCCGCGGGAAAGGAAGGAGGGGAGCGGGAGUCCGACGGGGCCGCCCGCGUCCCCUUCCCCUGCUCGGCCACGGCGACGGGAACCUGAGCAGAAACGCCGAGAGACUCUGCCGGGAGCGGAGCGCGGCUGUGCGGCCGGGGGAGGGAGCAGGGGGGCGAGAAGGGGAGGGGGAGGAAGGCGCCCCCCUCCCUGUCCCCGGGGCUGUGACAGAGCUAGAUCUCAGGGGCACGGCACGGCUGCCUCCUGCCCCCCCAGACCCCCGUGAGUGGAGCCAGCCUGGCCUGGACACGUCACAGGCCCCCGGCACCCACUCCAGAAAAUCGGGAGUAUUUCAGUCUGCCCCGAUCUCUCUUGGCUGAGCAAGACAAGGGCCAGUGGCCUGGCGCACAGCCUACGGCCAAGCACCCACUUGUGGCUCCUCAUCUGUGGUGCUGGACAUUCGGCUGUCCAGACUUUAAGGCUGUUGUAAGUAAAUGAACAUCAAAGUAAAUGACACAUCUAAGUAAAUGGCUUUUAUCCCACCGAUCUUCCAUCUCCGGAGUUGAGCCAAACCACAUACUGAGGGCUCUGCCCAGCCUGCUGUGAUGGGACAGUGGCUUAACUUGAUGUGAAUAGCCCUAAAGUUCCUACUUCUACUGAGAGCACCAGCCAGGGCAAUUGGUAUUACUGACCCACUAAUAAAGGCCUUGACCUGAGCUUGGCUGGCUGGAUCUGUCACAGCACCAGCAUUAAUGAUGGUACAUCGUGUAUCAGGGUGGCUUGGUGCUUGGCAUCACCAGUCCCUCAUUCCUACCUGUGCCCUCUGGUGAUGAGCCGGGUGCUGCCUGUCAAUGAUGUGAAGCAUAAUGAACAAGCUCAUAACCAAAUGUCUGUAUUAACUACCCUUCCUGAUAGCCAAAAUGGCUUGACUUUUGAGGGUGUUGCUAAUCAACACACAGGGUUGAGCAAAACCCAGGUGCUUAGUACUGGGAAAGGACAUCCAGAACAGCAGUGACAGCUGUCUAAUAGAUGUUGGUGCAGGCUCCCUGAGGAGCCCUACUCCAGUGAAUGUCACUGGCUGCUCUUGACAACAAGGAGAAAUUGGUCUGGGGUACCAGGAGAAUUCACGCUUAAACCUGAAACAAAGAAAUAAUUGAGAAAGGAAAGGGGAGAACUUGGGGUGGGAUGACACAAAGAUUUCUUUAGACACAUAGCAAUAAAGAGGAAAAAUGGGAAGAAGAAUCACAGCAAAAGCAUUACUGUC
Messenger RNA from Athene cunicularia (burrowing owl), 9076 nucleotides. RefSeq names its product interleukin 17 receptor A (gene IL17RA). Gene Ontology annotation, molecular function: interleukin-17 receptor activity. The coding region runs from base 29 to 2443 and encodes 804 amino acids. Lineage: Eukaryota; Metazoa; Chordata; Aves; Strigiformes; Strigidae. The record is from RefSeq and is a predicted model, not a curated record. The transcript is spliced from 12 exons.